Molecule: messenger RNA, 2323 nt
Organism: Daucus carota subsp. sativus
Lineage: Eukaryota; Viridiplantae; Streptophyta; Magnoliopsida; Apiales; Apiaceae
Product: serine/threonine protein phosphatase 2A 59 kDa regulatory subunit B' gamma isoform
Exons: 3
Coding region: 334-1974 (546 amino acids)
Biological process (GO): signal transduction
Cellular component (GO): protein phosphatase type 2A complex
Molecular function (GO): protein phosphatase regulator activity
Source: RefSeq, a predicted model, not a curated record
ACAUCACACUUUUAUUAAUUUAACACCUACAUACACACUGUAUUAGAUAUAUUCAGAGAAAGGGAAGACUUUGGCAACCCGGCACAGCACAACUCUCUUUUUCUUAUACAAUCUCUCUCUCUCUCUCUCUCUCUCUCUCUCUCCCUCGAUUAAAGUUGGAAAUUUGAAUUAGGGUUUCUUCAGAUCCUCAUUGGUUCAAGAUUUGAAAUCUUGAUCUGGGCUGUUUUGAUUUUUGGUGAAGAAUGUGUGCUUCUUGAUUUAGUUUGGACUUUGGAGGGGAUAAAGUUUUGAUUGUUUGACUUUGUGGGAAAUUGUAAUUAGGGUUUAGUGGAUAUGAUUAAGCAGAUAUUUGGUAAACGGAAGGCAUCUUCAAAAUCAUCUUCGCAGAGUGAUUCAAGUAAUGAUGUUGGGUAUUCAUCCAUAAAUACUUCGAGUUCAGCCGGUGGGGGUGUUGGUAAUUCUACUAAGACUACUUCUGUAUCAGGGAAAGGUGCAAAUUCUGCUUCUGCAGCUUUGAAAUCAAGUAAUGGGAAUUAUGCCCCACAAUCGUCGAGUGCUGCUAUUGUAUCGAAUCAAGGGAAGAAGUCAGGUCCUGGGGGUUCUCAAGCUGGCCAGGGGAUGAAUUAUGGUGUAUAUGAAGCUUUGCCUAGCUUUCGGGAUGUUCCCAGCUCUGAAAAGCAGAAUUUGUUUUUAAGGAAGUUGGAUAUGUGUUGCGUGUUGUUUGAUUUUAGUGAUGCUUCUAAGAAUCUGAAAGAGAAAGAGAUAAAGCGACAAACUUUGCUUGAACUUGUUGAAUACAUAUCGUCAGCAACUUCCAAGUUUAAUGAAGUCACCAUGCAGGAGAUCACGAAAAUGGUAGCUGCGAAUCUUUUUCGAGCCUUUCCGUCUAGUCAUGAUAACAAACUACCAGAUGUGUAUGAUCCAGAGGAUGAUGAACCAGCCAUGGAACCGUCAUGGCCUCAUCUUCAAGUUGUGUAUGAGUUUCUUUUGAGAUUUGUGGCUUCUACUGAAACAGAUGCAAAACUUGCAAAAAGAUAUAUUGACCAUUCCUUUGUGUUGAGAUUACUUGAUCUUUUUGACUCGGACGAUCAACGAGAGAGGGAGUACUUGAAGACAAUUCUUCAUCGCAUAUAUGGGAAGUUCAUGGUGCACCGGCCAUUUAUUAGGAAAUCCAUCAACAAUAUUUUUUACAAUUUUAUAUCUGAGACUGUGCGACACAAUGGAAUUGCCGAAUUGCUUGAAAUCUUGGGUAGUAUAAUUAAUGGGUUUGCUUUACCUUUAAAGGAAGAACACAAGCUUUUCCUUGUUCGUGCCUUGAUUCCCCUUCACAAACCUAAAAGUGUAUCAAUGUACCACCAGCAACUUUCUUAUUGUAUUACCCAAUUCGUGGAGAAGGAUAUUAAGCUAGCUGACACAGUAAUUCGAGGUUUGUUGAAGUACUGGCCUAUAACUAAUAGUUCAAAAGAAGUCAUGUUCCUUGGUGAGCUAGAGGAAGUUUUGGAAGCUACCCAGGCUGCAGAGUUUCAGAGGUGCAUGGUCCGUCUGUUCUGUCAGAUUGGUCGCUGCCUUAAUAGCUCACAUUUCCAGGUAGCUGAACGAACGUUGUUUUUGUGGAAUAACGAUCAUAUAAGGACUCUGAUUACACAGAAUCGCAAGAUCAUACUGCCAAUUAUUUUCCCAGCCUUGGAGAACAAUACUCGGAGUCACUGGAACCAAGCUGUUCAUAGUUUGACGCUGAAUGUGAGAAAAAUAUUUAUAGACGCAGAUCAAGCACUUUUUGAUGAGUGCUUAGCUAAGUUCCAAGAAGAGGAAAUGAAAGGUAAAGAAAAACUUGAGAAGCGCGAAUUAACUUGGAAGCGCUUGGAAGAUAUGGCAGCAUCCAAGGCUGUAACCAAUGAGGCAGUGCUCGUUUCGAAAUUUUCUUCCGUGGCCAUUGCCACAAGCACAAAUUCGCCGAAGGCCGCCAGUAGUUGAAGACAGUGUCUCGUGAAAAUAUGAGGAACCAACAUCUUCAGCAUUGAUGACCAUACAAGAUUACAAGGUGUGUUACAUGGAGUUCCGAGUCUAAAGGUCCCCACCUUAGUUGUAAAAUCUAAAUCUCUCAGCUAGGCAAGCUUAAUGAUGAAAGUUGGAUUCUGUGGAUAUAUGAGCUACAUCUGUACUUUGUUUUUUACUUGGGCUGUUUGCCCAUUUCUUUUUGUCAUGUUAGCAAUGGAGUUGUGUAUUAUAAGAAAACUGGUUCGUAGAGGAAGCAUCUUUUUGUAUGUUCUGCCCUUUAAUGUUGUUUUGUGUAAUGGCAGCAGAGAGGUUUUAUCCUAUUUUA